CAAUCAUGUCAAUCGCAGUGUCCCGCAGUGUCCACAGCUGGUUUGUGCCGGGUGAAUUGAGGGGAAGGCGUAAACAACCAGGAAAAUAGGCUGAAAUCAACCCGUUGCAGCCCACCCAUUGCUGCUUCCAGUUUCCCGUGUCACGACCAUUUUGCACGACGCGAAACUGGAAUCGGUCCGUUCGGGAGGAAGUCGCGGCGGGUGAGCUUCACUUCCCUCCUCGGUACUCACCCUAUGGUAGCACCAUGGAAUACAAAUCGUCGUUCUUUCCCUUCGUUCCCUGUGACUUCCAUCUCGUGAUCAUUUCUCUCAUUUUGUGAAACAGCGUCAGUGACAUCAUCGCCUUCUUCUUGCGCGACACUCUCAAAAACAGAUUCCUUUCUUUAACCACCACCACCACCAUCACCAGCACCAAACCAGCCGAGUAUAGCAGCGCAUAUUGGCAACAACAAGACAGCCAACAUGUCUGACGCAACCGCCUCCUUCAUCCCCUUGGGAGCCAUCAUCCAGUCCCUCGACGUCGCCGGCACCAACAUCGUCCUGGGCUUCCCCUCCCAAAAGGCCUACGAGUCGCACAACGCCUGCUUCUUCGGCGAGACCAUCGGCCGCGUCGCCAACCGGGUCAAGGACGCCAAGAUCGACUCCCUCAACGGCGGGCAAUCGUACACCCUGGCCGCCAACAACGGGCCCAACAACCUGCACGGCGGCGUGGUCGGCUGGGGCAAGAAGGUCUGGAACGGCCCUACUCCCGUUGGCGUGAAGGAGAUCCCAGCGUUCGAGGGCAAGAGUGACAAGAUCGACGGUGGUGAGAGCGUCCAGUUCACGCUCGUGAGCGAGGACGGCGACGAGGGGUUUCCUGGAAAGGUGGAGGCGAGGGUCAUCUACACGGUCAGCAAGGAGAAGAGCGAGGAUGGCAAGGAGAAGGUUCUGUUGGGCAUUGAAUAUGAGGCGGAGCUGUUGGAUGGUGAGGUGGAGGAGACGGUCAUCAACAUGACUAACCACUCAUACUUCAACCUGAGCGGCGGCCCUUCCAUCGAAGGCACCAUCGUCACCCUGGCCACGAACCGAUACCUACCGGUCGACCAAGGCGGUAUCCCCACCGGCGGCCUCGCGCCCUUCCUCUACCCUGCCGACAAGGCCGGCAACAUCCCCUUCACCCUCGGUGCUGUUGAGCCCGACAUCGACGACUGCUUCAUCGUCAACGAGGACCCUUCGUCGGUCCCCAUCGACACGCGCUCGCUGCCCCUUAAGAAGAACCUCAGCGCGUUCCACCCCGAGUCCAAGAUCCACCUUGAGGUGUACAGCACCGAGCCCGCCUUCCAGUUUUACACGGGCAAGUACAUCGACAUUCCCGCGGUGGACGGCGUUCCCGCUCGCAAGCCGCGCAGCGGCUUCUGCCUUGAGCCCAGCAGGUGGGUCAACGCUUGCAAUGUGCCCGAGUGGAAGGGGCAGAUGUUGUUGAAGAAGGGAGAAAAGUAUGGGUGCAAGAUCCUGUACAGGGCGUGGAAGGAGUAAGGAUGUGUGGUGGAGUGGAGGGAAGUGUGAAAAAUAUGCGAGAUUAGAUACCAAAAAGGAAGCACGAAUGGAAGUAGUUGUACACACAAUGAUACUCUUACA
Messenger RNA from Neurospora tetraspora, 1617 nucleotides. RefSeq names its product galactose mutarotase-like protein. The transcript is spliced from 2 exons. Gene Ontology annotation, molecular function: aldose 1-epimerase activity; carbohydrate binding. The coding region runs from base 463 to 1515 and encodes 350 amino acids. The record is from RefSeq and is a predicted model, not a curated record. Lineage: Eukaryota; Fungi; Ascomycota; Sordariomycetes; Sordariales; Sordariaceae. Gene Ontology annotation, biological process: glucose metabolic process; beta-D-galactose catabolic process via UDP-galactose, Leloir pathway.